Molecule: messenger RNA, 3569 nt
Organism: Quercus lobata
Lineage: Eukaryota; Viridiplantae; Streptophyta; Magnoliopsida; Fagales; Fagaceae
Product: TMV resistance protein N-like
Exons: 8
Coding region: 84-3188 (1034 amino acids)
Biological process (GO): signal transduction; defense response
Molecular function (GO): ADP binding
Source: RefSeq, a predicted model, not a curated record
AGUCGUUGGCUUCACUAAAACCGGAAUGUUUUCAGUUUCAGGAGGUUUUUGGAGCCCAUUGCAACUGUAAUUCCUUGUCACAAAUGGCUUCAAUGAAGUGUAAAAGAGAGUCAUCGCCAUCACCAUCUUCUUCUUCAACACGUGAAUGCAAAUAUGAAGUAUUUCUAAGUUUCAGGGGUGAGGAUACCCGCAAUAAUUUUACCGACCAUCUAUAUGCUGCUUUGAAUCGAAUGGGCAUUAUUACUUUUAGGGAUGAAGAAGAACUCGAGAGAGGAAAGUCUAUUUCUAAGCUCUUCGAAGCAAUCGAAGAAUCACAGAUUGCUAUCAUCAUUUUCUCAAAAAGCUAUGCAUCUUCUAAGUGGUGCUUGGAUGAGCUUGCCAAGAUUAACAAAUGUAGGGAGGAAAUGAGGCUGGAAGUUUUUCCAAUUUUUUAUGAUGUGGACCCAUCUGAUGUACGAAAACAAAUAGGAAAUUUUGAACAAACCUUUAUUGAUCAUCAAAAAUGCGAGGAUAACAUAAAGAAGGUGGAAACAUGGAGAACUGCUUUAAAAGAAGUGGCUAAUAUCUCUGGAUGGCAUCUACAAAAUAGGCAUGAGUCCGAAUUUAUCCAACACGUUGUGAAAGAGAUGAUGAAGAAAUUAAGUUCUAAAUCCUCAGGCAUUACUAGAAACUUCAUAGGAAUGGACUCUACUCUGAAGGAAUUUAUCCCUUUGUAUUUAGGUUUUGAGAAUAAUGUUCGCAUGACAGGGAUUUAUGGUAUGGGGGGUUUGGGGAAGACAACUCUUGCUAGAGCUGUUUAUGAUGAAUAUCGUAGUCAUUUUGAAGGUUCUAGCUUUAUUGCUAAUGUUAGGGAAGAUUCAAAAACACACGGUUUGCGUAAAUUACAAAAGCAGCUUCUUGCAGACAUUUUGGAGGACAAAAAUAUACAUGUAAAUAAUGUUUAUGAUGGAGUUGACACGAUCAAGAAAAGGUUAUGUCGUAUAAAAGUUCUAAUUGUUAUAGAUGAUGUUGACCAUUUGGAUCAAUUAGAAAAAUUGGCUGGAGGGCAUGACUGGUUUGGAUUGGGGAGUUGGAUCAUUAUAACAACUAGAGAUGAACAUGUGUUAAUCCAACAUGAAGUGCUUAACAGAUAUAAUUCCAAUGGAUUAAAAGAUGACGAUGCUUUAAAACUUUUUUGUUUGAAAGCCUUCAAAAAUGAGAAACCCAAAGAAGGUUAUAUGCAACUCUCCUUGGAAGUUGUGAAAUAUGCUAAUGGCCUUCCAUUAGCUCUUGUUACUUUGGGUUCCUUUUUGGUUGGAAGAACAAUAGAUGAAUGGCAAAGUGCAUUGCCUAGUUUUAAAAAAACUAAAGGAGAAAUAUUUCAUAUACUUAAACUAAGUUACGAUGGUCUAGAGGAAAUGUGGAAGGAGAUAUUCUUAGAUAUUGCAUGUUUCUUUAGACAUUGGAACAAAAAUGAAGUAAUACAUAUAUUAGAGAAUUGUGGUUUUAAUGCAAGAAUUGGUAUAAGUGUUCUCAUGGAAAAAUCUCUCCUAUCCAUGGACUACAACGAAGAUUUGGGGAUGCAUGAUCUACUACAAGAAAUGGGUGAAAAAAUUGUUCGUUUUGAAUCAAAGGGAAAGCUUGGAAUGCAGAGUAGGUUGUGGCUUAAUAAUGACUUGCUUAAUGUAUUGAAGGACAAUAUGGCAACAAAUGCAAUUGAAGCCAUAGUCGUUCGUUACAAGAAAGUGGAUUUCAAAUUUGAAGAAUUUCUUGAAGUGUUAUCAAAGAUGUCUAAUCUUAGAUUGAUGAUAAUUAAUCAGACGGACAUCUUACGUUUUCCUAUUGAUCAUAGACAUCUAGAUGUUCCUACUACGCUAAGACAUCUUUUAUGGGACUACUGUCCUUUAAAAUGUUUGUCAUGCAGUUCCCAACCAAUGGAGCUUGUUCAUCUUGAAUUGCAGCGCAGCUAUUUGGAAUAUCUUUGGCAAGGAGUAAUGCUUUCAUUCAAGUUAAAGUUCAUUGAUCUUAGUAGUUCCUUCUACCUUAUUAGGACACCUGACUUUUCAGGUGUUCCGAUACUUGAGAAACUAAACCUUUCUAAUUGCCCUCGAUUGGUUGAGAUCCACCCAUCUAUUGGAAAACUCAGCAAGCUUAGGUAUUUACAUCUGAAAUACUGCAAAUCUCUUACCGAUCUUCCCAGCAUGUCUGCUAAAAUGCAAUCCCUUACGGUUCUUGACCUUCAUCACUGCUCAAAAAUCAAUUCAUUUCCGAAAUUUACUGGAAUUAUGAAAAGCCUAUCAGAACUCAAUUUGGGUGGGACUGGUAUUAAGAAAGUAGAACCCUCAUCAAUCGAGUGUUUGAUUGCCCUUACAAAAUUAGAUCUAAGUUCCUGCAAUGAUCUCAAAUGUCUUCCUAGAAAUAUGCAUAAUUUGAGGUCACUUGAAAAACUCGGCCUUUUCUUUUGCACAAAACUAAAAUCUUUGCCAAGGCUUCCAUCAACCGUAAGAGUUAUAAAAGCUCUAGGUUGUGAUUCUCUAAAAUGGUCACUAGCGCUGGUCAAACUGCGUAGCUGGUCACAACCUCUCUGCCAGCGGUGUCCGUAUGAUAAGAAAAGUAUUCCAAGGGAAUUUAAAAUAUUGUUCCAUUUCCUACAGGUACAGGAUGGAACCAUUUAUGGAACUUCUUCAAAAAGGGAAAAGGAGGGAUCAAGAACUAAAUUUCUUGUAAUUAUUCCGUCAUUUUUUAUUCAAAAAGUGAGGAAUUCAAUAAACAUAGAGCUGCCUUCAAAUUGGUAUAAUAGUAAAUGGAUAGGAUUCGCUCUCUGGGCAACAUGUAUGAUAGGGUGUGAAUAUGAUAUUAGAGCUCGUGUGAUAGCCCUUGGUGAUAUGCCUCAAAAUUACUGGGCCUUUGAACUUUUUACUACCUUGAUACGUCUUGAAAACAGUAUUUGCCUAUUGUAUUUGUCUAGUGAUGAGUGGUUUGCUAUUGUUGGGAAUGGUAAAUGCUGUCAGAUUAAGGUUAUAUUUGAGACCAAUCGAAGUACCAUUGGCAUUGAUGUGUCUGAUUGUGGGUUUAGUUCGUUAUACAAGCAAGAUGUGGAUGAGUUCAACCAAACAAGUGCACAAUGUUUGAUUGAGAGCUUUGGGGAAGAAGUACCCAUCUAUAAAUUAACUGUUGGUGAUGAUGAUGAUGAUGAUGAUGAACUUUAAGGAUUUUGCUAAGAAGAUGACACUUAUGUCUUACUUGUACUUCGACUGGUGCUAAAUAGUGAAGAUUUUCAUAGUUUGAAUUUCAGUUGAGGCUACUGCUACUGGAUGUGCAUAAGCAUUUCUGUCAGCAUGACUAUUUUAUUUUUUAGAUAUCUCGAUAUGUUGUAUUGAAUUUAUAAAUGGUUUCAGUUAUAAUGAUUUGAAAAUGUAUUCAAGUGAGAUAUCCUUGUAUCUUGUUUCAUAAUGACAAUAGAGUGGGGUCUUUUCUUUUCUUUUUGAAAGGGGUUCUAGUCCAUAUCUGUUAUUAUGAUUUUCAUAAAUGAUGUUCAAUUGAGCCUACUAUUAUCAAAUGGUAUACAAGCAAUACUUUCAGGUAACUUU